This is a messenger RNA of Physella acuta, 3382 nucleotides long. Its product is annotated as WD repeat and HMG-box DNA-binding protein 1-like. The record is from RefSeq and is a predicted model, not a curated record. Gene Ontology annotation, cellular component: nuclear replication fork. Gene Ontology annotation, molecular function: protein binding; DNA binding; chromatin binding. Gene Ontology annotation, biological process: mitotic cell cycle; DNA-templated DNA replication; DNA repair. NCBI's taxonomy places the organism in Eukaryota, Metazoa, Mollusca, Gastropoda, Physidae.
GAAACCGGAAGUUUACUAUAAAGUCGCGCCAACACUGAAUAGAUCCAGGUCUACUGCUAAACAUUUUAGAAUAAUUUUAGAUUCAAUAACAUCUAUUCUUGAGAAAUGAAACCCCUAAAAAUUGCCCACACUGAUGGACAUACUGAUGUGUGUUAUGAUUCUUCCGGAAAUUUUAUACUUACCAGUGGGGCUGAUGGGAAAAUUUGUAUUUGGGAAGGAAGAGAUGACACAGAUACAACUACAGUGAACAUAGGCAACAGCAUUUUUGCCAUAGCUUUUCAGGGUGGACGAUUUUUCGCUGCCACCAAUGAAAACACCAUUCAGAUUCACACCUUUCCAGAUGGUGUUGGGGAUGGCAUGGUUACAAGGUUUACUGCACCCUGUCGUCAUUUCUGUAUUUGUGAAGAUGGGUCUAUACUGGUGGCGGGCGCUGAUGAUUUUAAAAUCAAAGUCAUCUCAAUGGAAGAGAAUGAAUGCACUGUGUUAUACUCAGGUCACCAGGCCCCCGUGUUGAGUGUUUGUCUGGAUCCCACCAGAGAAUUUGUUGCCUCAUCAAGUUGUGAUGGUACUGUGAAAAUUUGGAGCAUAGUUGAUGGAGCUACAGAGAAAACUUUGAAUUUGUUGACCAAAUGUAAUGAAGUUUGUCAAGCCAAAACACUUUGCAGGAUGUGUUGGUCACAUGAUGGAGAGUUCUUGUUGGUCCCAGUAGAGAGUGAAAUCCAUAUUUACCUUCGUUCAUCAUGGGAAGUUGUAAGGAAAGUGAGCAGUUCAGACAUUAAAGAGGUUAUAAAUGUGAUGAGCAUGUGCCCAGAUGGAAAGCAUGUUGCUGUUGGCUGCAGCAAUGGAGGGAUUGCAGUUUUUGACUGGCAGAACAACAGACUUGUAGACAAACAUUCUCACCCUAAGCACUUAGCUAUAACUUCAGUGGCAUGGAAUCCACUUCAAUGGAGUGAGCUUGCAUUCUGCGACAAUGUUGGACAACUGGGUUUUCUGGACAUAGCAGCUGUUGAAAAUAAGACUGAAGUUACUGGCAAUGGUUCUAGAGCAUUUGAUGAUGUGGAUGAUGAUAUGCUCAUCUCAGCUAGUGGGCAUCCAAGUAAAGACAUGGAUGAUGUUAAUAAGUUUCUUGAAGAUGAUGACAACAGCAUAGACAUCGGCAGUAUCAAAAGAAGCUUGAACCUAGACAAUGAAGAUACCAAUUCCAUGGCAGCAAGCAAAGAUGGUGACUCUAAAGCUGCACCACCUUCAGUCCCCAUGAUGUCACUUCCUGCAGACAUUUUUAAACCUACACCUCCACAAGCUCCAUUUCAGCCUGGCUCAACACCAGAACAUCUCUCAAGUAGAUUUAUGAUGUGGAACUCUGUUGGUAUUGUGAGACAGUAUGUUUCUGAUGAUGAGAACUCUAUUGAUGUUGAGUUCCAUGACACAACAACCCACCAUGCAUUGCACAUAGACAAUAAAUCAGAUUAUGUGAUGGCAGCUUUAUCUAAGCAGGCUGUGCUGUUUGCUUCAAGGGAAGAAGAUGACAAUCCAAGCAAACUCUUCUGUAUGCACUUUGGCUCAUGGGAUAGCCACAAAGAAUGGUCGUACUCCAUGCCCCUUGGCGAGGAUAUAAGGGCUAUUACUGUGACCAAUGGCUGGGUUGCCGUGGCAACAGAGAGCCGCAUGCUGAGGAUGUUUACACUAGGAGGCCUGCAGCGCCAGAUUUUCUCCCUCCCCGGAAAUGUUGUGGCCCUGGCGUCACAUGAGAACACUCUACUGGUUGUGUACCACAAAGGGAUGGGGUUGCCGGGAGACCAGUUUAUGGGUGUUAUGGUCCUAAAAGUUCAGGGAAACACUAGAAGAAUGAUAAUUAACGACACGCUGCCUUUAUCACCAGCAUCUAAACUUUCAUGGAUAGGUUUCUCAGAGGAAGGGAAUGUUUUUUAUAUGGAUGUGGCAGGUGUUGUCAGAAUGUUAAAUCGUAACUUUAGCUCCACCUGGUGUCCAGUUGCUAAUACUAAGCAGCAUGUGAAGGGGAAAUCUGACCAUUAUUGGCUUGUGAGUGUUUGUGAAAAGUUUCAACAAUUAAGGUGUGUUCCUUGCAAAGGUUCACGGUUCCCUGCAACGUUGCCUAGACCAGCUCUGGCUGUUUUGUCGUUCCAACUACCAAUGUGUGAUCCAGAAUCUGAGAAAACUCAAUACGAAGAAACUUAUCAGCGCAGCUACAUGUUUGCAAAAAAUCUGACGGGCCCAGAUAUUGAUGAGGAGGAAUUAAAUAAACCAGUUCGGGAAGCGCUCAUACGUUUAUUUGCCUUUGCGGCUAAAUCUGAAAGAGAUUUUAGAGCUCUGGAAGUUUGUGGCAUGAUGGAGGAUCACAACUUACUUCAUCUGGCAGCUACGUAUGCAACACGACUCAGGCGCAUACAGUUAGCAGAGCGUGUCAGUGAGUUCAUGCAGGAACGUCAGGAGGCCCUGGAACAGAAGCAGGAUGAUGAGCAGGAGAGCGAAGAGGAAGACCAAACAGAAUCUGCAUCAAAUACAUUUUCACAAUCUAAUGCAGUAGACAAUGAUGAUGACACAGAAAUGGGAACAGAGAAUGAAGAAACAGUUGACAGUGAUAAUAAAAACUUUAGUUCAGGCCCAAUUUUGAAAACAUCAGUAGAAAAAGAGUCAAAAUUUAAAAUAAAAUCAUCGGGGAGACCCAAUCCUUUCAAGAUGUUGACUGUAGCUGAUAAAAAGCCAACCAAGGGUACCCAGAUUUUUGACAAGAUGGAAAAGACAACACCCAAAGCCUCCCCAAUAUUUGCCCCCUUGCCAGUUAACAUAAAGAAAUCAACUAAAAAGCAAACUGUUAAUCAGCCCAAAUUAACAAGUUUUAAGAAAGAAGACAAAAAAGAAACCAAAUCUAGCUUGAACCAAGAAGUUUCUGAAAAUGUGGUUGUCAAAAAGAAAGUCAGUGCCUUUAGUCUAUGGUACGAAGAGUCUAAAGCUGAUCUAAUGGAGGAACACCCAGAACUCUCAGAGGAAGAUUUAGGUCAAGCUGGUGCAGAAAAAUUUAGAGCUUUAUCUAAAGAAGAAAGGGAGUUGUGGGUGAUGAAGGCAAAAGAAGCAUCGAAUGAAGUUGAACCAUCAAAGAAAAGAAAACUGUCAGGGGACUCAGAUGGUAAGGGAACACAAGAAGAGCAGAAAAGGAUCAAGACAGAAAGCAAGCCUCUUUCUCAAACAACCAAUGCCAAGUUAGCAAAGUUUGCUAAACAAGAGUAGACCACUCACCUUCGCUGUGUUAACUUUAUGUGAAAUGUGUUGCCAUGAAAUAUUUAUUGUACAGUGUGUAUAGCUUUCUUAAUGUAUACUUUUUUUUUUUUUGAGGAGACAGUAAAAUAAUUUGCAAAUAAAAAAC